UCCAGGUUGAUAAGUAAGAAGGAUAGGCUGAGAUAUGAUCUGAGAGGAGGUGUGGUUUUGAGAAUGAAGAGAUAGAUAGAGCUGCAUGACCUCUGUCUUGCAGUAAGGUGGUGUAAAUCCAGAAGAGCAGCGGGCUGCGCACCGAACCCUGAGGCACACCACUGGUGAUUCAUGAUGAAGAGGGUUUUGCUCUUGGUUUUUCUUGGAGCUCUGAUGCCUGUGACAUUCCCACAGACUCGUAUGUUUUACUUUGUGCCGAAAUUGAUGAGAUGGUCAGAUGCGCAGAUACACUGCAGACGGAAUUACAUUGAUCUGGCCACCAUCGAUGACCAGACUGAUAGGGAUGAGAUGAUAAGAGUCAUACGGCAGUUUCAUAAUGGGGACGUGUGGACUGGACUCAGUCGGACAGACAAGAGCACUCCCUGGGUCUGGUCCGAUCAGAGCCCAUCCACGUUCAUGCCAUGGGCUCCCACUCAGCCAAACAACUGUCAUGGCAAUCAGUACUGUGUGGCAAUGACUCAGGGGGCGGAGCUUAAUGAUCUGAAUUGUGAAGGAACCCUUCCUUCUGUUUGCUAUACUGAGAGACUCAAACAGACGGUGAGACUGGAAAUCAAAUCAAAUCAAAAUGUGAAUGAUCCUGCUGUGAAUUCGGAGAUUCUGCUGCAGAUAGGGAAGAGAUUGAAGGAGAAUGGAUUAAAAGAUUAUGCAAAGCUCUCAUGGAAGAUUCAGCCAGAUGCAAAUGUCUUCCAGAAGACUGAUGCCACUCAACAGACUGAACCUUGUAAAACAGACGGAAGAAAGACGUUUUAUUGAUCCACUAUUAAACAAUAGUAUAGUGAGAACUGCAUCUUUGAUUUGACACAUAAUUACCCAUUUUAGCCGAUUAUGUAUAAAACUAGCUCUUUAUGUUGGUGAAACAAAACCUAAUUAUUUUAAUUGUUUAUUCAUUUCUAUGGGGGGACAAAAAUAAGGAGUUUCCAGUUUAUGUGGCCAUUUCAUUUUAGAGAUAAAUACUGUUUUUGAUAGUUUAUAUAUUAUUUAUUUGAACAUAAAAAAAAAAAAACCGUUAAGUUGUAUAGCAUUUCUACUGAAGUGAACAUUCUUCCCUCUGAUCGAAUGUAUUGUCGAUGUUAGAGAACUAACAGCCAGCAGACACAAUCAUAUUAAAGCAGCCAGUGAUGCUGAAUUUGCAUCUGCUUCAUUUAUGUCACAGAUCGACUUUUGUACUAAAACUGAAUGUCAAUCAAAGGAAAAAAAAAAAUCGUUUUAUUUAUUUAUUUUUACACAGAUUAUGCAUCAAAGGUACUGUAAUGAGAACAAUAUUUAUGCUUCAUAUGCAAUCUUAAUGUUUUGGCUUUAUGCUUUGUAUAUGUUCAGCAGGUUGUAGACUAGAAAUUAGCUUUGGGUUUAUAUAAAUGCUUGUCAUGUAAAUCUCUGCUGUCAUGGAUUGAAUUUCAGUAGCUUUUUUGUAAAGUAUGUAAAAAGUCAUUCAGAUACAGAAGAGAGGACAGGAAACUCAUUACACAGACUGUCAGAGAUGGAAUAAGAAAGUGUUUUCUGCAGCAGAUUGACGAUUAAGAGCAGUUGUUCAUGAUGAAGACUGGUUCUUUUGGAAGGAAAGUGGUGUGUUUUCUUCCUUUUUUAAUUAAUUUUUAUCAUUUUUACUCUAUAAAGAUCUAUCUACUGUUUCUUAUUUCAAAGGCCUCUAAAUGAUAUCAAAACUGUGCUUUAAACCUGUUUCACAGUCUUCUGUCUUCUGUCUCUGAUUGAUAGUUUAGAGUGUUUUAUUCAUUAAAAGCUCUUCUAG
This is a messenger RNA of Carassius auratus (goldfish), 1807 nucleotides long. Its product is annotated as C-type lectin BfL-1. The transcript has 5 exons. The coding region runs from base 172 to 813 and encodes 213 amino acids. Lineage: Eukaryota; Metazoa; Chordata; Actinopteri; Cypriniformes; Cyprinidae. The record is from RefSeq and is a predicted model, not a curated record.